Molecule: messenger RNA, 1080 nt
Organism: Trypanosoma rangeli
Lineage: Eukaryota; Euglenozoa; Kinetoplastea; Trypanosomatida; Trypanosomatidae
Product: mercaptopyruvate sulfurtransferase
Exons: 1
Biological process (GO): transsulfuration
Molecular function (GO): thiosulfate-cyanide sulfurtransferase activity
Source: RefSeq, a predicted model, not a curated record
AAGGUGUUUCUCGCCGUUGAGGACGUUGCGCAGUGUCUCGGCGACUACCAGGUGUGCGACGUGCGCUACAGCCUCUGCGAUAAGGCGCACGGCAGGGACAAUUAUUGCAAGGGCCAUCUCCCGGGUGCCAUCUUCGUGGGUGUGGAUGAGGACCUAAGUGGGCCCAUCACGAUUGCCAACGGACGCCACCCGCUGCCGGACGCCGCGAAGUUUGUGGAGUGGUGCAAGGCAAAGGCCAUUGGCUCGGGGAAGCCGGUCCUUUGCUACGACGACCUCAGCGGUGCCAUGGGCGGCUGCCGCAUGUGGUGGAUGCUGCACUCCCUCGGGGUUGAGGCGUACGUGCUGGACGGUGGGUUUCAGGCGUACCAUGCGGCGGGGCUGCCGUUGGAGGCGGGGCGUCCGGAGGUAAUGGUUCAGCCACUGGAGAAAUGGCCGUACAGGAACUCCUUUGAGCGCGCCCUCACCAUCGAGGAGGUGCCGCCCAACGCAGUUAUGGUGGAUGCACGUGCAGCAGACCGUUUCUCAUCGACGGUGCGCCCCUCCUGCUCCGACACACUGCCAGGCAGCAUUGAGAAUGCUGUCUCUUUCCCUUGGGAGAGUUUUAUGCAGUGCAAGGACCAGCACAAGUGCCUCAGACCGGACGAGGAGUGUCGCAGCAUCGCACUGAAGGCACUUGAAAGCGUGUGGGAAGCCAUCCACGCGGACGUCUCCAACUGCGUUUUUUUCUGCGGCAGCAGUGUCACCGCGACGUUAAACCUUGCCGUUCUGAGCCAUCUUGGCCUGGGGGAUUCCUUCCUGUACUGCGGCUCGUGGUCCCAGUACAGCGUGCGGUUUGCUUUCAGCGCUGCCUGCCGCAUUGUUGAGAACCAUGGCAUGUUCUUCAAGAUGAUCUCACCGAACCUCAACGACAACCCAGCGGUAACGGCAGUUGACGCCGUCGCCAUUGUGGUUGACGGGGCCGUCGUGCAGCAGCCGGACGCGGAGAUCACGGCGGCCGUUGCGCACAUGCAUAUCGGAGAAAAGGCGCAGGUCUUCUUUAAGGGUGGGAGGACCGCCGUCAUUGAGGCGUUGCCGAAGUGA